AUGAUCAGAGUGAACCUAGCUGAACGUCAAAGACAUCUAUCCAAACGACAACACCAUGCGGAACCGGUUUAUGGCCAUCCAAUGGCGUCUACCUCGUCAAGAACGGAAAGUGAAGAAGCUCCUCAAGUGGUGAAGGAAAUCCCAUAUAAAGUGGUGAAAAUGGACGAUCCCAGACUCGUCAUGAAGAAGAAGGUGUUAUUGAGAGAACUCGAGUCAAGGUGAGGAGUUUUGAAUUUGUUGUUGUUAGUUUAGGCUCAUCGGGAGAAGGAAAGCGAAUUUUGUUGAUGAAGAUAUUUUUUGUUCUAGACGUGGAUGGUGUUAAAAGCUCGGUUAGAGUGUGUGUCAGGUCUUAUGAAUUGAUUCUACAAUUUUUAUUAACUUUAUAUUGAAUAAGAAGGCUCUUUUUGCUAUUGAGGGGUCUGAUAUCUAAAACAAUAUGGAAAAGGCGUUUUUUGUUUGAUCUUGCUAGUUUCAAAAGCUAUGUAACAUAAAUUGGGCGUAUUCCUAUCCGUGUCAACUUAGAAUAAGGGCUGGCUCAAAAGUAGAAGAAGAUGCGACCUUAUUUUAGACACUAGCUGUCUUUUGUAGAAUUUUUGCCAAUAUUGAAUUCAAAAUGAUAACGUUAAGUUUUCAAAUGAUUUCUAUUGCACGUACAGGUGUUUUAAAAUAAUUUUGUGAGCGAUUUCUUGUCUUUACAACCCCAUUUGACCUUAUGCUUGACUUUUUUUUCGUUUGAUGGCUGAAAACAAUGUCGAUUUUUUCUAGACAAUCCAGCCAUAUCAUAACCGAAGACAACAUGCGACAGCACGAUCGCACCGAGACACCUACCAGCCAUAAGGAGCGAUUACAGGCGUAUUUCAAAACGCUAACACGCGAUGAACCACCGCAGCCUCGAAGUUUAGGACCAAAAUUGUCGCUAACCGGAGGCGCCAUCAAUUUGUUGUUCACUGAGGUAAGUGAAGAGAGAAUUUCUUUGUUGUUGGAGGAAGAUAAGCCCUUAAAAUCGCUAAAAUUUUGAUUUUAGCGAGAUGAAAAGAACACCCCGGAUCUGAUCAAAAUUUAUCCAGUUUCGACCAAUGAAAGGCCUUAUUAUUUCUCCGGAAUACAUCACACAUUCACUCCGACUAAUAAGGUAGGCUGGAGAGAGGUUUUGAAUGAAGGGUUGAGGGAUUAAAAUAAAAAAUUACCUAAAGUUAAAUUGCAAGAUAAAAAAUUUUAAUUUUGGUGAUUUCUGAAUUUUUUUUGGAAUUGAUGGACUUACCACGAUUUAUUAUGUGUUUCUGGGUGAUUUCAUGUCCAAUUUGCAAAGAAUAGAGGCGAAAAUUAUAUUACUUUAGGUAAAAAGUUGUCAAAUUUUGGUGAAAUUGAUUAUUUUCUUGUAUUGUGUGUGGUUGAUUUUGUCAAAGAGGUAAAUUGUGGUAUCCUAAGUACUUUUGGAUCAAUGUUGAAAAAUUUGAGAAGAAAUUUUAUAUUACUCUGGGAAGAUUGCAAAAAUUUUUUGAAAACUCACAAGGAUUGGUUUUUUGAUCUUAACCCCUUCUUUUCUUCUUCAGACGGUCAAGUUCGAGGUGGAUGGCCGCGAAUUCAGCAGCGUCGAAGGGUACGUGAAGUCGAUGAUGGCAUUGGAACUUCGAGGUGACGUCAUUCAAGUGGAAGAUAUGGCUUUUCGCCGGUAUUUCCAAGACAAGGGCAUUUCUCAAAGACAGCUGGACACAUGGCUGACGGACAGGGGAUUUUUGUAUUAUCAGGUAACUUUUUUAAAUUUUUUUUGGGUUUUUCGGAAAAUUAAAUUUGAAGAAUCUUGUGAAGAAGAUUGGUGAAUUUCUCAGUUGCCUUUGCAAAUUGCAAGGUAACAUUUUCAGAGAUCUAUAUGUGGUAACUAUAGAAGGAGUAUGCAAAAUUUGAGAAAAAUCCGAGAGGUGCAAUUUUUGAACUUUUUCAAUUUUUUUCAUUUUUUGAUCAUAAGGGGGGACCAAGGGAAAAUUUUUUAUUUUUUUAAAUUUUUUGUUUUUUUAGAAAGCCCUUGUCCACCGACUAAAAUCCGACCCCGAAAUGCUGAAGAAACUCGUGGAGACAGAGAAGAAAGUGGUUAUAUACACCUUCCGCCUGGACGAACUGCUGGGCAGCGGCGUUGAGUACAAGUGCAUCGACAAGUAUUGGGAGGACCUGGCCGCCCUCCGCGUCUGCAUCCGCUACCCCACUCGUUUCCCCGUGAAACCCGAGGACUUUUGGAUCGUGCCCCGCCUCAUCAAGGGCUACAAUUUAUUGGGCUGCUUCCUCAUGGCCAUCCGCCACCGUCUGCAGACGGGCGAAAAAAUUGAGGACCUGGACUUCGAAAUGCCCGAGUAUUCCACCAACUACACGGAGAAUAUAGUCCACAAAAGAUUCUACGAAGAGGAAAUCCCCGCCAAACGCUCGAGAAUGUCGAUGAGGACCUCUGAGUACAGCUUUAAGACGCCAGCGGAGACCCCACAGAGCAAUGAGUUCAGACCUCAAACUCCGAACACUAUUUUUGGGGAAUUGCAUUUACAAAGUGUCAGUGGAAGUGUUCAAGGAAGCCCCACCAGAAGCGAAUGCAAUUCGGUGUCGACGUCGAUGAGUGAUUAUAAUAUAGAGGUAUGAGAGUCGACGCCAUUUUCAUUGUUCGCAAAUAAGAAUUCAUUUUUCCGCAAAUAUUUUUUCAAUUGUCCUUAAAUCAUAAUUUUUUAUACCUUUUCAAUUGUCCGCAAAUAAAUUUGCGGCAUUAAAGCAGCAGUAACAGGAAAACCAUCUUAAAAAGGAUGGAAAACGUUUUUUUAAAGAGUGUAGCACGUCAAACUGAGGAGUCCGGUGACCGGAAUAGACUCUUCGCUAUCGGUUUUUUACACUUCGUCUUGAUUUCGCAGAGAAAGAGAGAAAAAAGACACGCAAAAACGUACUCUCUCGUCCCAAAAAUUCCCCAUUUCUCCCACGACAAAAGGUUUUUUUGCGUCUUUUUUUGACAAAUUGCCAAUCCAUUCACCGGACUGUUUUAGCUUAUCUCAGUUUGACGUGUGUAGCUCUUUCUCGAUGCAUUUUUGUGGUCUCAAUGAAAGGCCACAUUUUUUUAACGAGGAAAGUACUUGAAAUACCACUGGAAUGUGGUCUGCAGAAUUUUUAGAACUUGUGUGAUCAUUUUCACGCUCAGUGUUGCCCUUCUCUUCAGCAGUGCCUUAACCCAACACCAACCCAAACAUGGCCGUUUGGCCAAAAAUUUCAUCCACGGACAUUAAAAGGCCGUUUGGAUUCUGAAUGUCCGCAAAUAAAAAGACUUUACAAGAAAAGUACUUCUAUAGGGUAUGGAGUUACAGGUCGAUAUAUCAAAAAAAUUGUAGUUUUUGAAUUGGUAAAAACUUGCUCAAAUCGACAAGCAUAUGGUGUUCCGAGAGAAGUUCUGAGGAUUUUUUAUACAAACCAAAUUGAGUUGCUAAUUUUUACAUAUCCAGAAUUACCCCAUAGAAGUACUUUUCUUGUAAAGUCUUUUUAUUUGCGGACAUUCAGACUCCAAACGGCUUUUCAAUGUCCGUGCAUGAAAUUUUUGGCCAAACGGCCAUGUUUGGGUUGGUGUUGGGCUGAGGUACUACUGGAAUGUGAAGCGUGGAAAUGAUCAUACAAGUUCUAAAAAUUCUGCAGACCACAUUCCAGUAGUAUCUCAGCCCAACAACAACCCAAACAUGGCGAUUUGGCCAAAAAAUUUCAUCUGCGGAAAGCCGUUUGGAUUGUCAAUAUCCGCAAAUAAAAAGAUUUUGGAAAAAUGUGUGGCCUUUCAUUGAGACCACAAAAAUGCAUCAAGACAGAGCUACACUCUUUAAAAAACAUUUUUCAUCAGUUGUAAGUAAGAAGGUUUUCUACAACUGCUGCUUUAAUGCGGCAGUUUUACUUGCGGACAAGUGAAAAAAUAUUUGCGGAAAAUUGGAAUCUUAUCUGUUGCCGCAGUUGGGUUACAAAGAUAACCGUGAUUUUUUGCAUUUUUAAAAUUUUUCAAUUUUGAAAUUUUUUGAAAUUAAAAAUUUUCAGCCCACUUUCAAAGCGCCGUUGCCCCGAUUCUCGACCAAUUCGCCGAACUUGACAACCCCAAACAAACUCAGCAACAGCUUCACGCAGUACAGGAAUAAUUCUUUUUUUGGAUCUUCUGCGUCAUUGUCAACUUUAUGUUCAAUUCGCCCAUUUAACACUAGCGCUCACAGCUCCCGAGAAGAAAGCAUUCAAAACGGAUCAAAUGGAGCGAAUUCCGAGACCAUUCCGACAUUUGGAGCCAAAGAAAAUCGAAAAGUUCAUGAUCAACAACACUUUGAAAGUCAAGAAAGUUCGAAAAUUUCCACAUUCGAUUUGUCGAAAAUGUGCUCUCCCAACAUGGAGCGGAGCAGAGUCUCGGAAGGCACGAUUAAAUCAUUCCAUUUCCAACCAUUUGCAGCGAAAAUUCAGAGAAAAAAUGCCGAAAAUGAGGAGAAUGCGAUGGACAGUGAAGACACACUAACUCCACCGACCCGUUCCGAAAAUUCCAGCCGGAAUCCGAGCGGGAAUUCAGUUAAUCAAAAGAAUGUUUGCGGAGUCGGAGAAAAAAUUGAUCAAAUUGGAUGUCAUGAAGAAGAUCAUGAAGUUGAAAAAGGUCAAGAAAAUGGCGAAAUUGUAUCUCAGCAAGAGGAUAGAGGACACUUUGGAACUAAUGGAGACGUUCUUAGAAUGCAAAGGAGACCAUUUGGAACGGAUAAAAUUGGAAAAAUUGGCCAGAAUAGGGGCUCAGAUGUGGUCAUUAAAGCCGGACAAGACCAGAUGCGGCAUGAAAAUCGCAUACAGAGUCUUGGCCAACGUCCUGGGACAUCUGAAAUUCAGCAAGUUCAAGAUGGUCAACAAAGACUUCAUGGAGAAGAUAGAAAUGAACGCAGUGGAAAUAUUCGACCUUCUGAAUGGGGUAAUCAAGUUCGGAAUGCAAUGUUGGAGCGCACUGGACAUCUUCAGCAAGUUGGAAAUGUUCAGGUUCAACCUGUUGAUCGUCUACCGCAAGUUCAACAAGGUCAAAGAAAAGUCUCCAGAAAUGGUUGUAAUGAUGGUCAGGGUCAAAUAAAGCUUCCAGAGAAUACUUAUCAAGGCGAAAGAGAUCGUUUGAGACAAGAAAUUCAUGGCCAUCAAGCUCAACAGGUUCAAAAUCGACAAAAUUUGGUUCAAAAUGUUGAAAAUUGUCAAAGUCAAUCGGAAAUUUUGCUCCAUCAAGAUGCAAGGAGUCGAUCAGGACCGCAGAGACACCUAGAGCAGCUCGAUGGACCGCAAAAUCAUCGAAAAAUUCAUAUUAUCCAUGAUGGAGAGGAUUCGGAGUCGGACGACGAGCUCAGCGAGACCAUGGAAACGUGCUCAAAUCCCUCAAUUGAGGUCGAAAUGGACUAUUCCAGACGAAUGGAGGAGAGGAAUCACAGAAGAAGAGACGUUUCCCCGGCCAGGAGCAAUAAGCAUUUCACACCGCGUAAAUUACCCGGACAAAGACUUGAAAUGGAGGAAAAUGUGGUGGUAAGUAGCCGGAUUUGAGGGAAUAUUAGAUAUUUUUUUGGGUGAGGGUGAAUGGAAGACGCUAGAAGGUAAUGGAGUAGCCAGAUUUUUUUUUUGAGUUUUGAAUUUUCUCGGAAAAUGGUAAGGAGGGACCAAGGCAAUUUUUUUUUUGAUUUGUUGGCAAAAAUUUUUUUGAUCAAGCUGAAAUUUGGCUUUAAUUUUUUAGCGAUUGAUUUGUGGAACCAUAUAGAGAAGCCUGACGAAAUUUGAGCGAAAUCAGAGGGUCGUGUUAUGUUAUACUAGGCAAUCUUUUUAUCAAAAAAAUUUUUUUUUCCAUUUUAGCCGUCUUCAUUGGAUGUGUCAACGAAAAAGGAUGUGAAUUCAACGACGAAACGCCUUUGGAAUCAAGAGAAUCCCCCGAAGUUUUCGGCCGAACCGAUUUCGAUCGACGAAAAGAACCUGGAAGCCCUGGAAAUCCCUCAAAAAUCGGAUGCAGAGCCCAAAAAAGCCUCGAACCCGCAGGAAAAAGCGAACAGAACGGGGGAAUUGGACUCGUUAUACCCGAAAAAUGUCCAAAUUGAGCCAUUGGCCCAGUCCAUCGAUGACUCUGACUUUGCGAACGCAUUUUCGUCCUCGGAUAUGGAUGUGAGGCCGAAGAAUGAAGCCGAACCGACGCCAGAAACGAGUCAAGCAGCCCCAGGUGUAAGAGAAAUUGAGCCCAGCUCGAGUGAUGACGGGAUUUUCCAGUUUGUUCGCGCUGCUCUUCAAGGACAAGAAAUUCAAAUUGAGGUGCGAAAUCCCCAAGGAACAAAUGAAUUGGAGGCUGGAAAGGGAGAAGCCACCGAUUUGAUUGAUGAUAAUGAAUCCGUCAUGUCGGAGGGAACCAAAUUGAUAGCGAGGAAAGCAAAAAUUAUGGAUGAUGUAAGUGUAAUAUAGUUUUUUUGGAAAAUUUUGGGAGUGUUGAAAAGUAGAUGGUUUUUUUGAUGUUUUGGGGUGAUAUCGAGUGGAAUUUACAAUUUUUUAAGAGAAUUUUUUUAAAAUUUUUUUGAUUUUUUUGAAAAAAUGAACAGGGGGGACCAAGCUGAAUUUGAUUUUUUUCAAAAAUUCCGAUUUUUUUUUGAUUUUCUUUCAAAAUUUGAAGCAAGGAGUAUAAUGCUGCUACGGAGAAUGUAUUAUUUCACGGCGGAAUUCUUAAAGUUACUGCCGAAAAAGAAUUUUUAGUUUUUCUCUGACCGACUCUCCUCAUUUUGCAUACUCUCUCGAAAAGAGAUUGUCGAAUAUCUCGACCUCGCUUGGAAAGCAAGAGCUAAGAUUUUCUGGGAUUUAUUUGUGGGCUAUUUUGAGUAUGUGGGCAAAAUUUGCAGAAAUUUCGGAUAGUUGAAAUUUUUUUAGUUUUUGUUUUUUUUUUGUAAGGGAACUUUUUUGGAAUUUUUUGAAAAUUUCAAUUUUUUUGCGAGAUGUAAAUUUGAGUUUUUUUUUAUUUUACUUUUACUAAAAACUUCUCUUUCAGUGCUUUGAAGACCUGAACCUUCGAUUCGGAAUCAUCACAGCCGACCUGGAUGAUGCUAUUUUACUCCAAGACGACUCCGAAGGCUAUGAUACGAUGGAUCAAGAGGAAGAAGAAGCUUUUUUCAGAAGCAUGGAGGAAGCCCAGAACAAUGAAAGAUCCUCACAGCAAUGA
Bursaphelenchus xylophilus (pine wood nematode) is the source of this 7180-nucleotide messenger RNA. Lineage: Eukaryota; Metazoa; Nematoda; Chromadorea; Rhabditida; Aphelenchoididae. The record is from the annotation of a GenBank genome assembly.